Messenger RNA from Uranotaenia lowii, 985 nucleotides. It is a transcript of the gene ND-23, whose product is annotated as NADH-ubiquinone oxidoreductase subunit 8. Bases 147 to 797 code for a protein of 216 amino acids. Gene Ontology annotation, cellular component: membrane. The record is from RefSeq and is a predicted model, not a curated record. Lineage: Eukaryota; Metazoa; Arthropoda; Insecta; Diptera; Culicidae. Gene Ontology annotation, molecular function: NADH dehydrogenase activity; 4 iron, 4 sulfur cluster binding. Gene Ontology annotation, biological process: mitochondrial respiratory chain complex I assembly; mitochondrial electron transport, NADH to ubiquinone. The transcript has 3 exons.
GUAACCAAAAAAAGGUUGUCAAAAACAUUUUCGCGAACGCGAUUUACGAUUUCGGUGGCCGAAUUUUCAUUUUUAUUCGCGGCUUGAGUGGAAAUUUUCCGAUUUCACAAUCUUUUCUCGGCGGCGCAAUAAAUACGGUUCGGACAAUGUCGUGCGUUAAAAUUUUCUCCAUUGUCAAGCAAGGUAACCGGCUUAUCCGUCCGGUGAGUAGCGUGGCCAUUCGUAGCUGCAGCAGCAACCCCGCGAAACCGGACAUCAAGCCGGAUGAAUUUUACUAUGUGAACAACAAAGACCCGAGCAUGGAGAUGACCGACAUUACUGAUCGGGCAGCUCAAACGAUGUUUUGGACGGAACUGUUCCGUGGAUCGGCCGUCACACUGGCUCACAUUUUCAAGGAACCGGCCACCAUUAACUAUCCGUUUGAGAAGGGACCGUUGAGCCCUCGGUUUCGCGGUGAGCAUGCCCUCAGACGUUAUCCGAAUGGCGAGGAGCGGUGUAUUGCUUGUAAGCUUUGCGAAGCCAUCUGCCCGGCCCAGGCAAUUACCAUCGAAGCCGAGGAGCGAGCCGACGGAAGUCGCCGUACGACCCGUUACGAUAUCGAUAUGACCAAGUGCAUCUACUGUGGAUUCUGUCAGGAAGCUUGCCCGGUAGAUGCCAUCGUCGAGGGACCGAACUUUGAAUUCUCGACCGAAACCCACGAGGAGCUGCUGUACAACAAGGAAAAGUUGCUGUGCAAUGGAGACAAGUGGGAAUCUGAAAUCGCUUCCAACAUCAAUGCGGACUAUCUGUAUCGUUAGUCUGGCCGAGGAAGUUAUGCUAGUGCGGGACUGAAGCUUAAAAUGGUAUAGAUGAUUUUUGCUAUUGUUUUGUCAAGCUGCGAAUGAGUGUUUUCCAGUACAUUUUGAAGACACAUUUCAAAUACCUAGCGUAGCAAAGAUGUUGAUGAAUGAUAGCAUUAAAAUUAAUAAUUAUCGUUCUCCAACAA